Messenger RNA from Nelumbo nucifera (sacred lotus), 1396 nucleotides. The record is from RefSeq and is a predicted model, not a curated record. NCBI's taxonomy places the organism in Eukaryota, Viridiplantae, Streptophyta, Magnoliopsida, Proteales, Nelumbonaceae.
UAAAAUAUUGCAUUGCAGCCAAACGUAGCCGAAUAAAAUCAAAAUUAAAACGAUCAAUUCCGAAUUCCGAAACUUAUUCGUUCCUUCUUCUGCUCGCAAGUAUUGGACCCUCAGACCCGAAAGCUAUUUCUGUAACGGAUUCCAUUUUUUCUGUGGAAACCAAAUUCGACUCCAAGAUUCGUAUCGCUUUACGUUUCGAUCUUAAUUUCUAUCUGCCGUGUUGUUAGUGCAUUAACUGUUCUUCUUUUUUCCCCUUCUCUUGAUUCUGCCAUUCAGAUCAAUGUCCGGAGAGGUUAUACACGAUUGAAUCUCCGUGGGAAACCUGACGUUUGGAGGAAGAUGUUUGGAGGUAAUAGCAGUAAUCCAGUCUUUCCUGUUCUCCUUGAGGAAAACCGGUUCCAGUAUGAUUCUAACACCUCAACUCAACUGCAAUUAUUUGGAAAUUUACAAGCUGGUUGCAGUGUUAAUCCAGUGACCUUUGUUGGAAAUGAGCAAGUCUCCCCCAUGAACCAGCCAACAAAAAGAGGCAGCGAAACAGAAGAUUUUCUGAAGCAGCAAAGGUUUCAAAUCUCCUUGAAUACUAACUUUUGUCAAGAUGAAACUAACCGGUCUCCAAGCAUUCCUAACUUGAAUCCUGUCUCAACUGGGUUGAAGUUGUCAUACGAGGAUGAUGAACCCAACUCCUCUGUUACUUCUGCAAGUGGAAAUAUGACAGGAGCUCUUCCUGUGAUUCUGUCCCUUGGCGACAGCCUCAGGACUGAACUUGAUUGCCAGAAGGAAGAGUUUGAUCAUUAUAUAAGAAUUCAGGAAGAACACAUCGCAAAGGGAGUGAGGGAGAUGAAGCAAAGGCACAUGGUUUCUUUCCUGAAUGCCAUAGAAAAAGGAGUUGGCAGGAAGCUGCGAAAGAAGGAGCUUGAGAUAGAAAAUAUGAACAGGAUGAACAAGGAACUGGUUGAGAGAAUAAAACAGGUGACCAUGGAAGCCCAAUCCUGGCACUACCAAGCAAAGUACAAUGAGUCGGUAGUCAAUGUCCUCAAGAGUAAUCUCAAACAGACCAUUGCACAAGGUGCUGACCAAGGAAAGGAAGGCUGUGGUGACAGUGAAGUAGAUGAUGCAGCAUCCUCUUACAUUGACCAGAACAAUUUACUGAGUUUUCCAGGUGGAUCUGGGACUAACCAUCAAGGGUUAAGGGAACAGAUGACUUGCAAAGCAUGUAAAAAUAAGGAAGUUUCCAUGCUGUUGUUGCCUUGCAGGCAUUUGUGCUUGUGUGUAUACUGUGAAGGGUUUAUUGAUGUCUGCCCUGUCUGCCAGUCAAUAAAGACUGCUAGUGUUCAGGUGUACAUGUCCUGACUCCUGGAAAGUUCAAACCAAAUAUAUGGAAUGGAAAAGUUAUUCA